This is a messenger RNA of Aedes albopictus (Asian tiger mosquito), 2941 nucleotides long. RefSeq lists its product as uncharacterized. Bases 20 to 1231 code for a protein of 403 amino acids. NCBI's taxonomy places the organism in Eukaryota, Metazoa, Arthropoda, Insecta, Diptera, Culicidae. The record is from RefSeq and is a predicted model, not a curated record. The transcript is spliced from 6 exons.
CGAAAGAGAUCAACUGGUAAUGCAACUUGAAAAGAGUCAGGACAUGCUCAUGAGCUUCCAGCAAGAACUCAACGCUGCCGAGCUAGAGCUGCAGAGGCAAUGUGAAGAGAACAGGCGAUUGAAAAAUUCGCCUCAAGGUGCACACGCUCAGGCGCAACCCAAUUCUCAAGAGAUUCAAAACUAUAAGAAGGAGAUUGCACGGCUGAAACAAAUGCUUCAAGAAACUGGAGCGAGAGGAGACAGCGAACUUGAGCAAUGGCGAAAGGUCGUCGAGCAGGAGAAAAACCGAGCCGAUCAAGCAGAAAAGGCAGCCAUCGAACUGCAAAAGAGAAUGCAGGUGAUGGAACAGCAACUGAAGCAGCAAUUACUACAGAUGACGAAUAUGCAGAAACAAAUGACUCAACAACAGCAGCAGCAGCAACAACAACAACAACCCCCUCAACCCCAACAACCCCAAAUUAAUCCGAAAGAGAUGGAGAAAAUUCAAGAAGAGCUUAAAACAGCUGUCACACAACGGGAUCAGUUCCAAAAUCAAUUGGAACUGUUGGUUCAAGAGCUGGAAAAGAGUCAGAUGGAAGCUCAAGAAGCCGCAAAGAAAGCACAACAACAACAGCAGCAGCUUCAGCAGAUGCAACAACAGAUACAGCAACUGCAGCAGCAAUUGCAACAAGCUACGCAAACGGCAAAUCAAAAGGCAGCCCAGAGUGCGAGCAUCUCGGAGCAGGACCGAAAGCAGCUAGAAGCACAAAUGAAACAAAUCGAAGACGCCACCCGACUGUUGGAAAGCGAACGCAAAACAUUCGAAGACCAGCGUAAGGUCAUCGAAAAUAAGCGAAAGGAACUGGAAGAAAAGGAAAAGAACCUGGUGGAGUUCGACAAGCAGCUAAAGAAACGAAAAGAACAAAUGGAUCAACUGGAAAAGUCUCUACAGAAGGCUGGAGGUACAGCAGCAGCGGCCGGAGAAUUGAACAAACAGUUAACAGAAACACAACAACAGUUGGACAAAAUCACCAAAGAAUUGAACGAUUCCAAAGAAGAGGCUCAACGAUCAGCCGCCGAAACAGAACGUCUACUGCAACUUGUACAGAUGACGCAGGAAGAGCAGAACCAAAAGGAAAAGACCAUAAUGGAUCUGCAACAAGCAUUGAAAAACGCUCAAGCAAAAUUGAAGACAGCACAAUCACAGCCGCAAGAUGCUGGACCAGCCGGUUUCCUGAAGAGCUUCUUCUAAGCAAUAUACCGUCGAUACUUCAACGAUUUGUUCAUACUGAUAAAGCACCAGAAACGGCGUUGUGUAGUCAUCCAUAUACUUGUUUAAGAUGCCCCAAGUACAGUUCCCAUUUUUUUAUGAUUAUCUUGAAUUCUUUGCCGAGUUACCUAUGAACACGUGUUGUUCCAGUGGAUUCAAAUCAGAGCAACGGUUAUUUUGUCACCGUGAGAAUCAUAAAUAAGACCGAUCAACAACUUGUUCGUGAGCAAUAUAUCAUCUGUAAAAAUUGUUAGAACGUGUCGAUCUAGCGAAGUAAUUGUUGAAAGAUACAAACUAAUACAAACCAUGCUGCCAUAUUGAUAAAACUAAGUAAAAGAGUAAGAUAAACUACGGAAAAGUGAUAUUUACCUAGUCAGCAUCGCUACACUCGGAGUACUUUAACCAGCGCAUGAGAAUUCGAGAUAGUCAUUGAAUUAUAUGCUGUUGAAUAGAUAUUUACUGUAAAAAGUAUACACGUGGGUAACGUGCAUAUUUUCUCUAUUUUCGCAUGUUACCUAAACAAAAAAAAAAACAAGAGUUGGGCAGUUCGUUCACGAUUUCAAACCUGCUUAAAUUCGAAGAUAUAUCAAUUUAAUUUUAUCGGCGACAUUUCAUUCUUUCACCUACAAAUUACGAACUUAGAUAUUUUCUUUCAAGUCCACCAUGUUUGCAGUGCUACAAUUAGUUGACAUUUUACGUUGCUCUAAGUUUAAGCUAAAUGCGCACUCGCCCAUCUUGAAGGAGCACCACUACUGCUGCUGAAAAGUGAGCUCUCAUCGGCAACUGCGUCGAAAUCGGAGCGCUAGGAUAAAGAGUAUAGACAAUAAUCUAGAAAAGCACCGUAAAAAAAAGAAAUACUCUUCAUUUGGUGACACAAUGGAGGCAUCCCGCCGGGUUGUCGUUUUUAAGUGAUGAACGAUAACGAUUGGUAACAUUUGGUGCUUUCUACUUAAUACCAAAUUGUGAACAAACAGUAUUGUAUUUUGCUCGAUAUAAUCGCAAACCUUGUCGCGAACAUACAUCGUAAACUUGAUGUUAUGCUUGAUGUAUUAUUUCAAUCUCUUGCUAUUGCUUUUUACUCGAACAUUUCUAAAUAAAUAAGGGUAAAUUUUUAUUCUCAGUCCUCAAUCUGUCAGCUAAAUGGCAGUAAAGCAUGUCCUUAUAUCAUAUUGAAACCCACAUUGUUGAGGUUACACAGAUCGAAAAAAAUAGUGUAAAUUUCUGUGACAUAGCGUUGGAGAGUGGGAUUUCAUAGAAUUUUACAUGACAUUUCAUGUAAAUCUAAACAGAGUUGUUACAUGGCAUAUAACACAAAUUUACAUGAUAUAUCAUAUAAACUAUCAUAGCUAAAAGUACAGUUCAAAAUGGUUACAUCGAGUUCGCUGUAACAAAUUCACCUCCAUUGCUUCAAACACAGUUCUCCAUCGGAUUGUAAAAUUAUAGGUUGUCUGCAGUAUGGAAAUGGAGCUUUCUUACAAUUUUUCAUGCAAUAAAUUAUUUUAUGUAAAAUCGAAUGAAAUGAAUGAAAAUUUAAACGUUCUACGCCAGGUGUAGUUUUCAGAAUAUCUUUCUAUGGCCCCACGGGAAGCGUGUUCCUAAAACACAGCUUUAAAGUUAAUACGCUUCAUGAUUCCAGGCUGGUCGGACACUACAUGCUUAAGCAGUUUUCGGAUGACUGGUACCGAUACAUAC